CCUGCUCCACAACCAAGAUACCCUGUAAGGAACACUAGAAGGCCACCCCAUUUAAAUGACUACAUUGUAGAAAAUGAUCUAGAUGACGAUGAUGUGAUAAACUAUAAUGUAGACUACUGUUGUGCUACAUCUGUUUAUCCAAAAUCAUAUAAAGAAGCCAUUAAAUCAAAAGAUUCUGAAAAAUGGUGUGAGGCCAUGAAUGAAGAGAUAUCAUCCUUAAGUGAAAACAAUACUUAUACACUCACAAAACUACCUGAAGGUAAGAGCAUAGUGGGAGCACGUUGGGUGUAUACAGUUAAGGAAGGUAAAAAUGGUGAAAAGAGUUAUAAGGCACGCUACGUUGCAAAAGGGUAUUCACAAGUACCUGAAGUUGAUUAUUUUGAAACAUUUUCACCAACAGCAAAGAUAACAUCAAUCCGUAUGUUGAUGCAGUUGGCCCUAGACCUUGACAUGGAAGUGCAUCAAAUGGACGUCAAGACGGCGUACCUCAAUGCACCAGUCGACUGUGAACUGUAUAUUGAGCAGCCAGAAGGGUUUGUCAAACACAGUGAGUCUGGGGAAAUGUUAGUAUGUAAACUUAACAAAUCACUUUAUGGUCUCAAACAAAGUGGGCGCAACUGGAACCAUAUGUUGCACACUUUCUUGACCAGUAAAGGCUUUACACAACUUGUUUCUGACCCUUGCGUGUAUAUUAAGAAACAAAAUGGCAAGACAACUAUUUUGCUUAUAUGGGUAGAUGAUAUUAUUAUAGCAUCCAAUUCAACACCCUCACUAAAACAAGUGAAAGAUGAUUUAAGUUGUAAGUUUAAGAUGAAAGAUCUUGGAAUACUUUCAUGGUUCUUAGGUAUUAAUUUUACCUUUACUGGCAACACUAUAACUAUGGAUCAGAUUAGGUACAUCGAGAGAAUUUUAAUUAGGUUCAAAAUGGAAGGAUGCAAACCAAGGGUGACUCCAAGCGAACUUGGAGUCAAUAAGGCAAGUGCUGGGAAUUCAGACGAACCCGCUGAUCUCAAGUUGUAUCAGGAAAUUGUUGGGAGCCUUAUUUAUGUGAUGACAUCAACUAGACCCGACCUUUCCUUUAUUGUGACAAAGUUAUCUCAGCAUAUGUCAAAUCCUUCCAAUGUCCAUCUUUGUAUGGCAAAGCAUGUGCUUCGUUAUCUAAAAGGUACUAUAGAUAAUAAGCUCACUUUUAAAAAGUCUAAGGAGGGAUUGAGUAUGCACGGGUACUGUGAUGCUGAUUGGGGAUCAUCGGAAGACAGGAAAAGUAUUACAGGUUAUGUUUUUAAACUAUCAAAAGAUGGACCAGCCAUCUCAUGGAAAAGUAGGAAACAGCCAACGGUAGCGCUAUCAACCUGUGAGGCUGAAUAUAUGGCGCUAGCAGCUGCAGUUCAGGAAGCUAAGUUUCUUAGGCAAUUACUAGGGGAGUUCCUUAGCAUCUUUAUUCUCGAACCAACCAUAAUCCAUUGUGAUAACCAAAGUGCCAUUUUCCUUGCCAAAAACCCUGCGCAAAACCAGAGGUCCAAACACAUAGACAUAAGAUAUCACUUUAUUAGGACAGAAAUCCAGUCAAGAACUGUCGAUGUAAAGUACGUACCAUCUGAAGAGAACUUGUCCGAUCUCUUCACCAAGCCAGUCACAAGGCUCAAAGUAG
Molecule: messenger RNA, 1651 nt
Organism: Paramuricea clavata
Lineage: Eukaryota; Metazoa; Cnidaria; Anthozoa; Malacalcyonacea; Plexauridae
Source: the annotation of a GenBank genome assembly